CGAAAUAUCUUCUCCUUUUGUCAAAAGGGGGCAUUUUUACGAAUACUGUCAAAGACUGUGAUGUCGUCGUGAACACCAUCAUCAACUCGCCUGUCCGCAUUUAGCUUUUAGGCUACAGUAGUAAGCGGCUGGCUACCAGAUCGAUCACGACUAUGUUUUUUUCCAUGGAUAGAGAGAGCAGAGAAAUUAACUCGGAGUAAAAUACAACACAACAGUCAAAUCACUACUAUGGAGCAAUGCACCGGCGAACAUGCAGAUCAGACGCUUGACAUGUCAACCAUUGGGAACUUGGAUGAUACCUCUAAUCUCUUGGGGACUCCAUGGUUCGACGCAUCCAACGAUAACAAUCCCCAGUAUGCGCUCAACGAAAGUGCAGAGUACCUACCCAGAUACCUAAAUGAUCCGACUCUGGUCGAAUGGUCUGAGCCUCUGUUCUCUCAACUGUAUGCGACACCCCAGCAGGACCCGUCAUUCACAAGCGUCACGACUCCGUCAAACAGUUUCGAGUUCAAUUCCGAAUCUUGCGUGCCUCAACUACGAUCAGAAUCUACAAACUUACCGAGCGCUGCCAGUACCAUCGAGUAUCAUCCAGAGUCAUCACAGGAGCUUAAUCACUCGGAAAUCACCUAUGUGCCGAGCUCCCCAGAGGAUAUCGAGCACUACCGCCCUCUGCCACCACAGCCUGAAGCAAAGAAGCGCAGGGUGAGCUCCAGUGUCCAGAGCACGAUGAGUCUGCCUGACGAUAUCCUCACCGCGAGUGUCCAGAGAGAAUCAGAAGCUCGCCCGCCCACCAAAAGGCGCGACACGGCCAACAAGACGGAUAUCCCAUACCUCAAGAAGGUCAGGGAGAGGAACAAGCGGGCUGCGACAAAGGUCCGCCUGAAGCAGCGAGAAACCGAAAAGAGCCUCGCGUCCGCCGAGAAGGACCUGCAAGAGAAGAACCACAGGCUGACAGAUUGUGUCAAAGAGCUAACUCAUCAGAUCCAUGACCUCAAGAUGCAGUUGCUACAGCAUGGGACCUGUGACUGUACUCUUAUUCAGGAGUACAUUGGUAAUGAAGCGAAUCGCUACGUUCAAGAAACGAGUGGAUAGGCAAGGACUAUACUAAUUUCUUUUGUUUAUAUAAGAUCUAGAAUGUUAUAAUGGCCUCUUCAUUUGAGACUUUGCCUUAUAAGACCAUAGCAAUUAUCUGAAUUUGCAUUCAACCCCAAUGCCUAUAAGCUAAGGUCGUCACAAAGAACAUGUUUUUGUCUAAAGCCGGACUAUUACUCGAGCAUCUUUUCUCUCCUGC
Fusarium verticillioides 7600 is the source of this 1291-nucleotide messenger RNA. RefSeq lists its product as hypothetical. The transcript has 2 exons. Bases 229 to 1092 code for a protein of 287 amino acids. NCBI's taxonomy places the organism in Eukaryota, Fungi, Ascomycota, Sordariomycetes, Hypocreales, Nectriaceae. Gene Ontology annotation, molecular function: DNA-binding transcription factor activity. The record is from RefSeq and is a predicted model, not a curated record. Gene Ontology annotation, biological process: regulation of DNA-templated transcription.